CAGAUAAGAAGUAAUCUUAAGCUUAAGCUUAACCUUAAAAUUAGAGCUUUCCCAAUCCCUACAGAUUUUAAUUGAGCAAACUAGUAUCCCGGGUCUUAUUACUGUACUUUGCCUCUAAAGCCUCGUCUCAAUCCAGAGAAUAACCAGCUUGCUAACAGAGACAGAUUGGAGGAAACACUUGUGACUAAGUGACCAUGUUGUGUGUCGUGAUCUUCUGCUGGUUGAGUCUCAGCGCCGUCCAGGUGGCGUCGGGUCUCGUCCGCAAUAACCGCAUGGAGGUCUCACAUCCGAGCCUGAGGAGGACAGAUACCUCGUUCUUCCCUGACAUCACCGUGCAAGAUUCAGGUCCUGCAGUGGAUGCAGUACAACUUCAAAUCGAUUCAGUCGAGGAACAGCUGAUGGUGGAUCCUGUUUCCUAUGAUGAGUUCCCACAGGACAUGGCAGAUGCAGUACAGCUCCAGAGGAGAGGCACACGUUCACCAGGUCGAUGUAUCCCGCAUCAGCAGUCAUGCCUGGGCCAUCAGCUGCCCUGCUGUGACUCAUGCGAUACCUGCUACUGCCGCUUUUUCAAAGCCUUCUGUUAUUGUCGCAGCAUGGACCACAGCUGCAAACACAGACGCGCCUAGCACUCGCAACACUGACCCUGCAUUAGGCUGGGUUAAAGAUGAUAUGCAGAUGUGAAAAUAAAACCUUAUGCCAAAUGCAAAUUUGUUAGUAUGCACAAGAAUCCAUGAUGGUACUGCUUUACAUUAAAGUGCCCUGAACUAACAUUAAACAAAACAUAAACUAAACACUCAUUAACACAUAUUAUUUUUAAAACAAUGAACCAGCAUGCAGACCUACCUGCCAAAAUUAUAACUUAUUGAUUACCAAAACAUAUGUUAAGGUGAUUACCAACAUUUAGAAAGACGGUCUAGGUUAAGUUGAUUUCGUUUAUACAUUAUUGUUAGUUAGUGUAUUUGUUAACAUUUCUAAUUGUUCAGAAAUUUAAUGAUUUGUUCUUGUUAAUUAAUGCAGUAAAUGAUAUUAUGUAAAGGAAACCUUAAUACAAUGCAAAGAUAAAAGUUUAUAAAACCUCACAGGCAUGAACUCAGAGUAGACAACAAUGACCACAUAUUGUUGUACUGGUAAAUGUUUAUACGUGUACAAAUAUAUUUGAAAA
This is a messenger RNA of Tachysurus fulvidraco (yellow catfish), 1162 nucleotides long. Its product is annotated as agouti related neuropeptide. The coding region runs from base 195 to 626 and encodes 143 amino acids. The record is from RefSeq and is a predicted model, not a curated record. Gene Ontology annotation, cellular component: extracellular region. Gene Ontology annotation, molecular function: neuropeptide hormone activity; type 1 melanocortin receptor binding. The transcript is spliced from 3 exons. Lineage: Eukaryota; Metazoa; Chordata; Actinopteri; Siluriformes; Bagridae. Gene Ontology annotation, biological process: neuropeptide signaling pathway; hormone-mediated signaling pathway; positive regulation of feeding behavior.